AUGGAGGGAGCCAUUUUCUACUCUCUGGAUGUCAAAAAGUAUGCGAGGGUUAGCGUGAGAUUCUGGCAAGCUGACUGCUCCGCUGAUCAUUUCUCCCUAGAUGUGAAACCUGGCAAUGUCAUGGUCGACUGGAAUCUAGACGAGCAGGGCCAAGUUCAAAUAGAAAGAGUAGCGUUGAUUGAUCUCGACGUCUCCCUGAAACUAAAAGGCAAUAUAUUACUCCGGAUCCCCGGUAUGCAGAGGCUAGGAAAUUUUAUGUGGCGUAGUCCAAAAGCACAAACGGGCCAGAGAAUAGGUAAACCAUCGGAUGUGUUUUCGUUUGGACUUGUGUGUACAUACACUCUCACAGGCAGAGAGAUCAUGGCAGUUGACCACCAGGAGCUAUAG
Molecule: messenger RNA, 387 nt
Organism: Venustampulla echinocandica
Lineage: Eukaryota; Fungi; Ascomycota; Leotiomycetes; Helotiales; Pleuroascaceae
Exons: 3
Coding region: 1-387 (128 amino acids)
Biological process (GO): protein phosphorylation
Molecular function (GO): ATP binding; protein kinase activity
Source: RefSeq, a predicted model, not a curated record